AUGGUACAGUGUUUAGGGCCAUUCCCACUUGAAUUCCUCGAACAUUGUGAGGAUUGGGGGAAAUACUUUGAUGAGAAAGGCACACUUCUUCACACAAACAGCAAUUUUGCGCCAUCCACCCUCAAAGACAUUUUGCAAGGCUUUGAAGUCCUUAAUGAGAGCGAGAUUCUAGGCACUGCUGCAUUCUUGCGCAAAUGUUUGACAUUAGAUCCGAAGCUGCAACCGAGUGCCCAAGAGCUACUAAAAGAUGGUUGGCUAUUGGAAUUUUUGGCCCCCUAG
Laccaria bicolor S238N-H82 is the source of this 279-nucleotide messenger RNA. RefSeq lists its product as uncharacterized. NCBI's taxonomy places the organism in Eukaryota, Fungi, Basidiomycota, Agaricomycetes, Agaricales, Hydnangiaceae. The transcript is spliced from 2 exons. The record is from RefSeq and is a predicted model, not a curated record. Bases 1 to 279 code for a protein of 92 amino acids.